CUCAUCUGUUUGUUAUUAACUAUUAGUCUUGUACCUAUUAUUAGAUACCAGUCUUUUUCUUUUUCUUCGCGUUUAUAUUUCGAUUAAAAUCAGGCCUGAACGGGAAUCAAACCCAUAACCUCUGCGAUAACGGUGCAGUGCUCUACCAACUGAGCUAUCAAGCUAACUGGGAGCUGGUCACAUUGUGAGUUCGUUAUAUGCCCGUAGAUGGUGAAGAAUGGUUGGUGAAUAGAUUGUGAAGGGCCUAGUACAUAUUAUAAGUUACACCUCCAAACAGAUCAGACGUUAUUUAAUUCCCGCGUGCCUAUUUUAAGCCUCAAGAAUAUCCUUGCGUAUUCUAUAAACCGAAAUAUUAAUCUAACAAAGAUUUGACUUGGGAUAAAGAGGUAAAGAGAUGUCCCCGAAAAAAAAAUAUAACAGUGUUUAUUGAUUGGAUCGUUAAUAACCUUCUUAUCGAUGUUUUCAAAACGUGUUAAGAAAUUUCCCGACAUUUUAAAAUUAGAAGUUGAUAGGUUUUCGAAAUAAAUAUGUAAUUAUUUUAAUAGAGGGUUGAAAAUAUUUUUAGAUCAUUAGUUGUCGCUCAUUCAUCUCUUUAGCACCGGUUGUCGUAAAGCCCGCGCCCCGGGCAAACGAUCGCAACAUUUCCACACAACCGAUAUCUCAACAUUGUUGGCCCGGCAGCAUUUGCAAGCUCUGGCCAAACGAUCGCAGCAUUUGAACGCAACAUAUCGGAACAUUGUUGGGCGAAAUAUUUGUCGCGCGUUUGGCCACCCUGUUGCGACGUGUACUUGUUUAUUUCUUCGGUGAUGUGACCCAUUCAAAACUUAAGGCUAGUUUUCCCCAGCGCAUACGCAUAAGCCGAAACACGCAGACGGAGUGAGAUGUUGAUAAUUAGCGCCUUUUGUUGGAAAUUUCCAAAACAAAAGACGCUAAUUCUCAACACAUUAAUGCGUCUGCGUAUGUCGGCUUAUGCUUAUGCUAUGAGCUAGUGAAAAACAGCUUUUAGCACUGAGGAAGAGUAAUUUAAAAACUCGCAAAAUUACAAGGAUUUGUAUGGAAAACCAUUGGAGUGUGACUGGAGGACAAAGCGUCUUCUUCCCAUACAAAUCCUCCUAAUUUGUCACGUCCAUAAAAACUUCCUCUUAAAGUAUACAAACCUGAAAAUGUGUAUGUAAGCUUAUUUUGAAAAUGGUCUUUCAAUUUCUGAUAAAACCAUGCAUUAGCAAUGACUAAAUCAGCACGUCACUUUACCAACCGUUGCAAAAGGCCAGGCUCGUUGGCACUUUUUUUUUUUUUCUUGUAGCGUAGAGGUGUUUUUUGGACGCAAUGUUUUUAAGUGUUAUAUAUAUUUGGUAUGAAAUUGAAAAAAGGUCUGUUUUUGCAGCAAACUGUCCGGUGGUUAUUUUCUUAAGUUUUUUUCUCAUUUUUAGAAAGUAGUAAUUAAAAAUGAAAAUGAAAUAGUUUUUGGUCUGUCGCACUGUGUCUUUCAUUCUUACGAAGCAUUGACUAAGUGUUUAAUUUUAAUCCUCUUCGAUCGUUUUUGAAGAGGAUCGUCGGCUAUAAAAGGAGGGUUUCAGCUGACCGAUUAUCAGUUCAUAACGUUUUCAACAAGUUACAAGCAAGAUAGAAGAAAAGACAAAUAUCAAGAGAAGAAGUUCAAGACUAAAUGAUGCCUCUCGUUAAUCGAUUUCCGACCUUUGAUCCUUUCAGUCACUACAAUCAAGUUCCCAGGGGCUCUGACGUUUUUUUCAAUUUAUGGAAUCUGGCUACCGCAUACGAACAGCAAAUAACAAACCCCCGACAAGCCAUGGAAAAGCCUUACCAGGGAACAAUAAAGAUCGCUUGUGUGCUGCUUGGGCAUUACCACCCUGAAGAAAUCUCGCUUGAAGUAGAUAGCGAAAAGGUACUCGUACUUGGCCAGCAUGAGGUCCAUCGAGAAGAUGGAAGCGAGAAAUACGAGUUCAAGAGAGUCUUCAAACUUCCUCAAGGUGUCGAUGCUACAACUGUGACGUCACGCAUUACACAAGAUGGCCGCGUUCUCGUAAUCGAGGGUACAAAACACAGGGAAGGGAAAGCAAACGACGGCAAAUUCCAGCGCAAGUUGGAUUUUAGAGGUUUCAAACCAGAAGAGAUCAAGUUGCAACUCCGAGGAAAUAAGUUGAUUAUCACUGGCUUGCAGGUGUGUGAACGUCAUCAGUCACGUAGGUCAGCCAAUCGUUGCAUUCUGCUACCCGAUGACGUAGAUCCCAGUUCGGUGACGUCAUUCUUGUCAAAAGAAGGCCUGCUGACGAUAGAAGCGUCACGCGUUUUGCCGCGUAAGUGUAACUUUGACGUCACCGGGGAAACAGAUGACGUAGACUAGGAACCAGAAUAGAAGGCGAGCGCCAAUGCGGGAGAGAGAGCCGACGAACCACCUAAUUAAAAAAUAUGCUACUGAAGCGAAUAUUUAGUUUUUAUGCUUUUGUCCAAUUGAAUUUUUCUCAGUUGUGUCGUAUGUGUUUGAUCUUUUUUUAUCUAUUUUUUUUUUAUUUUUUUAAUGAAAGAAGACAUUUACUUAAGUCCAAUAUAAAAGAUGUGUUCUCUGAUCCAUAUCGAUACAACUUUACGUAAUAGCUCUAGACCCUUUUCAUAAAUGGCUGCCAAUUAUAAAUUCGUUUGUAAGUGUUGAAAUUAGUCCGACUAACCUCGUUUAAAAGUUGAAAAUUCAACGGGGUUAGGGAGGUUAAUGUAAAUUCAUGCAAAAAAAUUAAAAUUGGCACCCAUUCAUGAAAGGUUCUAUAGAAAUUUAUGAUUAUUACGAUUCUCAUUGAAACUGAAAAGAAAGAAGUUCGUAUUCCAAAUUUUUUAUUGUACACCGAUAAUUUUAAAUAGAGAAAUUAUGGCUAGUGCAUGGUUGAGGUUAUUUUGCAUUGAUUUUUGUACAGUUUCACUUCUUUAGUUGUUUUAUUGCCUACUUCAGUAUUCAUUGUGUGAUAAUGUCAAAAACAUUGUGAAUCUAUCAAAUAAAUGUUUAGUAUUGUAA
Molecule: messenger RNA, 3022 nt
Organism: Orbicella faveolata
Lineage: Eukaryota; Metazoa; Cnidaria; Anthozoa; Scleractinia; Merulinidae
Biological process (GO): response to heat; protein refolding
Cellular component (GO): cytoplasm; nucleus
Source: RefSeq, a predicted model, not a curated record